This is a messenger RNA of Sugiyamaella lignohabitans, 774 nucleotides long. RefSeq names its product ribosomal 40S subunit protein S1A (gene RPS1A). Gene Ontology annotation, biological process: translation. NCBI's taxonomy places the organism in Eukaryota, Fungi, Ascomycota, Dipodascomycetes, Dipodascales, Trichomonascaceae. Gene Ontology annotation, cellular component: cytosol; ribosome. The record is from RefSeq and is a predicted model, not a curated record. The coding region runs from base 1 to 774 and encodes 257 amino acids. The transcript has a single exon. Gene Ontology annotation, molecular function: structural constituent of ribosome.
AUGGCUGUCGGAAAGAAUAAGAGAUUGAGUAAAGGAAAGAAGGGAAUUAAGAAGAAGGUCGUCGACCCUUUCACCCGUAAGGACUGGUACAACAUCAAGGCUCCCACCACCUUCGAGAACCGUGAUGUUGGUAAGACUUUAGUCAACAGAUCCACUGGUCUUAAGAACGCCAAUGACGAGCUCAAGGGCCGUAUUGUCGAUGUCUCUUUGGCUGAUUUACAAGGACAAGAGGACCACUCUUUCCGUCGUAUCAAGCUCAGAGUUGACGAGGUCCAAGGCAAGAACUUGCUCACCAACUUCCACGGUUUGGACUUCACUUCUGACAAGCUCCGUUCUUUCGUUAGAAAGUGGCAAACUUUGAUCGAGGCCAAUGUCACUGUCAAGACCUCUGAUGACUACGUUAUCCGUCUUUUCGCCAUUGCCUUCACCAAGAGAUCUGCCAACCAAAUCAAGAAGACCACAUAUGCCCAAAGCUCUCAAAUCCGUCAAAUCAGAAAGAAGAUGGUUGAGAUCAUGACCAGAGAGGCUUCUAACGUCACUUUGGCUCAACUCACUGCCAAGCUCAUUCCUGAGGUCAUUGGCCGUGAAAUCGAGAAGGCCACUCAAGGUAUCUACCCUCUCCAAAACGUCCACGUCCGCAAGGUCAAGUUGCUCAAGCAACCUAAGUUCGACCUCGGUGCUUUGUUGGCUCUCCACGGUGAGGGUGCUGGUUCUGAGGAGACCGGCAAGAAGGUUCCUAGAGAAUUCAAGGAUGUUGUUCUCGAGUCUGUUUAA